Messenger RNA from Micromonas pusilla CCMP1545, 1110 nucleotides. RefSeq lists its product as uncharacterized. The record is from RefSeq and is a predicted model, not a curated record. Gene Ontology annotation, biological process: peptidyl-proline hydroxylation to 4-hydroxy-L-proline. Bases 1 to 1110 code for a protein of 369 amino acids. Gene Ontology annotation, cellular component: endoplasmic reticulum. The transcript has 3 exons. Gene Ontology annotation, molecular function: procollagen-proline 4-dioxygenase activity; iron ion binding; L-ascorbic acid binding. NCBI's taxonomy places the organism in Eukaryota, Viridiplantae, Chlorophyta, Mamiellophyceae, Mamiellales, Mamiellaceae.
AUGCGCGGAGGAGGCGCGCUGCUCGCGGCGGUCCUCCUGCUCGCGCGCGCGACCCCUCACGACGCCGCGCGCCCGCUCCCGGACGAGCAGCGCCUGCCGGGAUGGCUCGGGGAGACGCACCGCGUCGACGUCGCGUCCGCGAAGAAGCUCCGCGGCGGCGGUGGCGUCGCGCGCGAUGACGCCUCCGCCUCAUCAGAUGCCUCCUUCUUCUCCGCCUCGAACGUGACGACGCUCUCCGCGUCGUCCCCGCGCGCGUACGUCUACCGCGGGUUCCUGACCGACGCGGAGUGCGACCACUUCAUCGCGCGCGCGAGCCCGAAGCUCGCCAAGUCCAACGUCGUGGACACCGACACGGGCGAGGGCGUCCCGAGCGCGAUCCGCACGUCGGACGGCAUGUUCUUCGACCGCGGCGAGGACGACGUCGUGGACGCCGUCGAGCGACGCAUCUCCGCGUGGACGCGCCUGCCGACGGAGAACGGCGAGGGCAUGCAAGUGCUGCGGUACGCGGGCGGGCAAAAGUACGACGCGCACCUGGACGCGUUCGUGGACAAGUUCAACGCGGACGACGCGCACGGCGGACAGCGCGUAGCGACGGUGCUCAUGUAUCUCAACGACGUCGACGACGGCGGCGAGACGGUGUUUCCGGAGACGACGGCGAAGCCGCACGUCGGCGACGAGCGGUACAGCGCGUGCGCGCGCAGGGGCGUCGCGGUAAAGCCGAGGCGAGGGGACGCGCUGCUGUUCUGGAGCAUGGACGAGACGUUCACGCGGUCGCUGCACGGCGGGUGCCCCGUGGGCGCGGGGGGCGUGAAGUGGUCGAUGACCAAGUGGAUCCACAAGGGCGCGUUCAGUCGAGGGCACAAGAUGAAGUUCCCGGAGGGCGUGUGCGACGACGAGGACGCCAACUGCGCGGGGUGGGCGAAGAGCGGCGAGUGCGAGAAGAACCCGGCGUACAUGACGGGCGACGGGAGGGAGAACGACGGGCACUGCGCGUUUUCGUGCGGGACGUGUCCUCGAGGGUCGAAGAGGCUCGACGGCACCGCGGCGGCGACGCCGGCGGACGCGGGAGAGGCGCCCCCGGCGCGCGCGGCGGAAGAGCCGGAGUUUUAG